Messenger RNA from Manihot esculenta (cassava), 856 nucleotides. RefSeq lists its product as uncharacterized. Bases 141 to 578 code for a protein of 145 amino acids. The transcript has a single exon. NCBI's taxonomy places the organism in Eukaryota, Viridiplantae, Streptophyta, Magnoliopsida, Malpighiales, Euphorbiaceae. The record is from RefSeq and is a predicted model, not a curated record.
AAAUUAUAUUCCCGGAAAAAGGAGAAGGCGAAGGGAAAGGGCAAGGGCUCAGCCAUUUUGGGAGUCGCCCAUUAUAUAUACGCUUUCCCUUCCGCCUACUACGCAAAUCGUAUUUACGCGUAAAAUAUCCAAUUACCCAAAUGACGUCUCAGCUUGUCGCAAACCACCGAGAAGGAGCGGAGAUCUACCACGGCGACUCCCUCUGCAAGCAGAAGUCAAUCGAACUCCUAAAGGAGAUCCGACUCCCAAACGGCCUCCUGCCUCUCGAUGACAUAGUUGAAGUUGGCUACAAUCGCACCACUGGCUUCGUCUGGGUCAAACAGAAGAACAGGAAAGAGCAUAAAUUCCGAGCAAUUGGGCGGAACGUGUCGUAUGAUACGGAGGUGACAGCUUUCGUGGAGGACAGGAAGAUGCGGCGGCUGACGGGGGUGAAGAGCAAGGAGUUUCUGAUAUGGGUUACGAUCUCUGAUAUAUAUGUGGAUUCUGGUGAUACUGGGAAAAUAACAUUCGGAAAUCCGACAGGUAUAUCGAGGACUUUUCCGGUGUCGGCAUUUGAGCUGGAGGAGGAGAAGAAGUGAUUGUUGUUUAGGUUGGGUACUUAUGUGGGAUUUGAAUAAAAUAUAUGAUUAAGAUAGUGGUUUUAAAUGGAUCUCUAUAGUAAGAUGAUAAGGGUUUACAAUUAGUAUCGAACUCUUAGUCGUUUUUAUUACUUAAAACUGGCGAGUAUUAUGGUAGUUUGUGAUUUAGCAAUUGUGUGGCCAGGCAACCAUGUUUCCCUUUCUCUAAUUUCCUUCUGCUUCUGUUUCAGCAGCUUCCUGCAAGCAUUUUAGAUCGAUGGUCUGCUUUUGGCUCUUAA